Messenger RNA from Saprolegnia diclina VS20, 2148 nucleotides. Its product is annotated as CMGC/CDK/CDC2 protein kinase. The coding region runs from base 1 to 2148 and encodes 715 amino acids. Gene Ontology annotation, molecular function: cyclin binding; ATP binding; cyclin-dependent protein serine/threonine kinase activity. NCBI's taxonomy places the organism in Eukaryota, Oomycota, Saprolegniomycetes, Saprolegniales, Saprolegniaceae. The transcript has 7 exons. The record is from RefSeq and is a predicted model, not a curated record. Gene Ontology annotation, cellular component: nucleus; cyclin-dependent protein kinase holoenzyme complex; cytoplasm. Gene Ontology annotation, biological process: protein phosphorylation; signal transduction; G1/S transition of mitotic cell cycle.
AUGGACGUUGCGCGUCUUCUUUCCGAGAGGGACGACGACGACGAAAUGCUCUUGUCCAUCGAUCCAUCAGAGCGCGUCGAGCACCGCAGCACCAAGCUCGUGCGUCGCGAAAUUGUGAUUGCGUCGCCCGUGGCCAACGAUGACAUGGAAGACGUGCACGACGACAAGCUCGAAGCGACGGCCAGUGCGACCGAGACAGCGCGGCCCGACGGGCUCCGGCUCGGCUUUGACUUGCAGCCCGUCGACAUGAUUCUGCACGUCUUUUCCUUCUUGAUUGGCGCAGACGACCUCCACAACAUGCAGCUCGUGAGCAAGCGCUGGCAAGAGCUCACGUCGCACACGAGCUUGUACCGCCACGUGCCCAAUACGACGCCCGACGGCACGAUCAAUUGGCUCAACUUUCGCAAUCUCGGCAUCAAGAACAAGGGCACGGAGGGCACAUGCUAUCGGUGCUACCAGCGGUCGUCCGGGAAGGUGCUCGCGAUGAAGCGCGCCCGCGUGUUUCCCAAGGGCGAGGGCGUCCCGUAUUACAUGCUCCGGGAGCUGGCGGUGCUUCAAGGCAUUCACCACCCGCACAUUGCGUCGCUCGAGAUGAUCAGCCUUGCGAAAGACGAGCUCCACGUCUUCUUUCCGUACGUCGACAAGACGCUUCAUGAGAUCAUCAACCCCACGAGCGACCCGAAUGGCGGCCGCGUCUUGCCCGAGCACCAGAUUCGCCGCCUGCUGCACCAGCUGCUGGACGCGAUCGCGUACUGCCAUCGACGAGGCGUGCUCCACCGCAACCUCAAGCCCAAGCACUUGCUCAUCGACACGGAUGUGCCCGACAACUAUGACAAUGCGACGCUGCGCAUCUCGGACUUUGCGCUCGUGCGCGCGACCGGCAUUCCGCGACGGCAGUACACGAUGGAGGUCGUGACGCUCUGGUACCGCCCGCCCGAGAUUCUCAUGGGCGAGAAGCAGUACUCACCGGCCGUCGACGUGUGGAGCGUCGGGUGCAUCUUUGCGGAAAUGGCGCAGGGCAAGCCGCUCUUCACCGGUAUCUCGGAGAUUGACCAGCUCUUCCAAAUCUUCUCCAAGCUCUCGACGCCGACGUCCGCGACGUGGCCCGCGUUCACGUCGCUGCCCAACUACCGCUUCGAGUUUCCCAACUGGAAGCCGCGGCCGCUCGAUCGCCUCUUUCCCCACAUUUCGCCCUUGGGCCUCGAUCUGCUCGGGAAGCUCCUCACAUACAACCCGGACGCCCGCAUCUCGGCGGAGAAUGCGCUUCGCCACCCGUACUUUGACGCCGCGGCCGGCGGCGUCCCGCGCCUCCUCCCGUCGAUCCCGAUGGCCAACAUGGCGUUCACGCUGCAUCGGCAGUACGAAGGCAACCCCGAGUACAUGGACCUCUUCCACGCGCACUUGCGCGACGCCGAGCUCAAGCUGUGCAAAGAAGUCAAGUACCUCAGCCGACAAAAGACACUGCGCCCGCUGCACCGUUCGAUGCUCGUCGACUGGCUUAUCGAAGUCGUCGACGUGUUUGAGAUGUGUUUGCGCACCGCCUUCCUUGCCGUCAACUACACGGACCGGUUCCUUGACGUCGUCAUGGUCAAGAAGACCAAGUUCCAGCUCCUCGGCGCGACGUGUCUCCACGUGGCCUCCAAGUGCGAAGACGUGUCGUACAUUGGCGUCGAGGACCUAUCGAUGUGCGCCGACAAUGUGUACACGUCGAUGCAAGUGCUGCAGAUGGAAGAGCAGCUGCUCAACACGCUCAACUUUACACUGGCCGUACCGACGGCACUCGACUUUCUGAACAUUUACCAGCGCAGCAUGGUGACGCUCGAGAAGAAGACGUCGAUGCUGGCUCAGUACCUCUCGGAACUCGCGCUGCAAGAGUACAGCUUUCUCAAGUUUUUGCCGUCCGUCGUGGCGACGUGCUGCCUCUCGCUCGCGCUCUACGCUGUCCAUGGCUACUCGAUGACACCGGAGCUCCAAGCCGCGUGCCAGUACAACUGGGACGACCUCAAGGAAUGCAUGGGCACGCUCACCGAAGUGUACUCUGGCUCGCAGUUCAACGUGCUCACGGUCGUCAAGAAGCGCUACUCGGAAGACGACCGGUGCCAAGUCGCGUCGCUCCUACCGCCUCUCGAGUACAACCUCGCCUUUUGA